Linum trigynum is the source of this 2363-nucleotide messenger RNA. Lineage: Eukaryota; Viridiplantae; Streptophyta; Magnoliopsida; Malpighiales; Linaceae. The record is from the annotation of a GenBank genome assembly.
CACAUCCCUGAUUUGAUAAGCUGGCCUCCAGGAUUCCGAUGAGGACCUCAACAAGGAGGCGGCCGACGAACCCGUGGGUUUGGGUUUGGGUUUGACAAAACCCGCCCCAACCCGACCCAUUGCCAUCCCUAGGUAGCGUACCACUAGAGACUAACACAAAAAACCAUAUAUGAAAUAUGAGAAAUUACAGAUCUGGAAAAAAAAUAAGGGGAUGAGAAAAGGAAAGGCAUGGGAGAGGCGGUGACCUCGCGGUGGCGCCGUGAAGACGAGAGGUGGUGGGAGGCGGAGGAAGAGGGAGGCAGAGGCAACAACGGCUGUGGUGGUGAUGGUGUAAAGACGGCGGCGGGCGCGGCAGGGGCGAAGAGGGCAGUGUGGCGCGACAGGGGCAAUGGGGGUAGCGUGGUCCUGCAGGGGGCGACGAUGACAGUGUCGGUGUGAGGAGGACAACAGGAGGAAGGUGGCGACGACAACAGUAUUGGAGGUCGGCGUAGUGAUUCAGGUCGACGAUGAUGGAGGUCGGUGAUGAAGCUCUUUGGCGGCUAGGGUUUUUUGUGAGAUAGAUGAGAGAGGAAGAGGAGGGAAACAAAGGGAAUGGAGAGAAGGGAGUCUUAUUAUUAUUAUUUUUUUUUUUGUCAAUGAAGAGUAUUUAUAUGGAAAAUGGAAAAGAUCCCAUGUGGUAAGUUUUCCAUUCCGAAAUUGCCCUUAAAUUAAUUUGUACCAUUAAUUUAAAAAAAGGAAGACAGAGAAGAGAAUGAAGACUAGGAUAUGAAAUAGGGAUGACAAUUACCCACCUAUGAGUAAUUAUACCCAAAUCCAAGUAGAUCCAUUCACAAUGGGUUGGGUAUGGGUGAAGUGCAUAUGGGUUUGGGGGUUUGUAAAUGGGUUUGGGUAAGGUAUGAGUAUUGCUUCCAUAAUCUAAAUGGGUAUGGGUUGGAUAUGGAUAUCCAUUUAUUUGAGGUUGUUUUAACUACACAUGCAAAAAUUGGACCUAUAUGUAAAACUUGAAAAGUUUAGGUACCAAAAUGUAAGACCAAAAAUAUUUAGGUACCAAAAUGUAAUUUUUCAUUGAUAUUUUGAGGACUAAUAUGCACAAAAUUAAAUUUAGGUACUAAAUAUGCAUAUCUAUUAAGUUUAGGUACCAAAUUGUAAUUUACAUUUGGGCAUGGGUGCAAACCCAAAUCCAUUUGUUAUAAAUCCAACUCAACCCAAGUAAAUGGGCAUGGGUGCAAACCCAUCAAAAUCUACCCAUAUCUAUCUAUUUGGAUUUUAUACCUAACCUAAUCAUGACAAUCCCAUUUUCCCAACCGCUUUGCACAACGUCCUUUUAAGGGCUGUGAAAAUAGCAAUUCACAUUAGGGAUGGCAAUUUUGCUCUAGCAAAAUUGCCAUCCCUAAUGUGAAUUGCUAUUUUCACAGCCCUUAAAAUGGGAUUGUCAUGUAAUCAUGCAGCAUCCAAAGUCCAAAUGGCCCGUUAAAUGCCGACCCUUUUCUUUUAUAUAUGAAUGAAUAGGUUAAUCUCUAAUGGCAAGGAUGAUUCCCAACCUCUAGUUUCUUUAUCUUCUCUUUUUUUUUUUUUGUAAUUGUAUUACAACUCAGAAGUCAACAUCUGCAACAUCUGCUGACUGGGAAUGGUUGAUUUGCAUAUCAGAAUAUGUCAUAUAUUAUUGUAUUGUGCAUGCCUUCCAUAAAUCACCCAUCCACAGUGUAUUUAUCUGUCAUAAAAUAGCACUAGCAGUGGCGGUGAAACUGGUUUGUAUAAUGGCGUUGGAUAUGGAGUUGGAUCAAAGAAGUGAUUCUACGUAGAAGUGAAAAGAUGAAUUGAAGCAUAAAGUUUAAGAACAUAAUUAUUUAUACAUCGGCUAAAAUGAUUAAUAUUUUUCUAGGGAUUGUGAUGGAUCGGGUUGGGUCGGGUUUCUUAAACCCGCAAAAAAUUCAACGAGUGUGCGGUGCGCCUGUUAAAAAACCCGAUAGAAUACUCAUUAAACUUUGGAAGAGAAAACUCAGACCCUACACAAUGAGUAUCAGUGGGUUCUCAAACACAAUUGCUUAUUGUCCUACAACUAUACUAGCUAGUUGUAUCAUACUUGAACUAAAUUAAUAAUGUCAUUGUUUUAGUUUGAUUAUUCAUCACUUUGAUUUUCUUACAGCUUAGUUAAAUUUUUGCUUUGAAAAAUGCAUUUCAUAUUUGUUGUCUGACAUGUGAAAAUACAGAACAUGAUAGCUGUGUCUGUUUCCCCAGCAAUAACCUCCUUGGGGUCGUUUGGUUAAGGGUUUUUUAUCAGGGAUUUUAACACAUUCCAUCAUCAUCCCGGAUUUAGACUAAUUAACUCGUUUGGAAAGUGAUAAAAAAAACUAGUGAUUUUA